CGCUGCUCGGACCUUCCGCUGUGAUGAUGGGAUUGCCAGUACAGCUGCUCGUGCUGAUCUCGGUGGCGGUGUGCGAGCCAGCCCUGCGGCGGGACGAGGCGGGGCUUUCCCAGGCGGGCGGCCAGCAGCCCUUCCGCCAGGAGGAGCGCACCUCGGACGGCACCGUGCGCGGUCGGUACGGCUUCACGGACGCCAACGGGUACCUGCGCGUCAUCGAGUACGUGGCCGACGAGACGGGAUACCACGUGAUACACACCAAGACCGAGCUGCCGCGGGACAGGCCCCGGCCAACGGUCAAGCCAGACGCGCCCUUUCUGGGCCCGCUGCCGCCGUUCAUACCGAGGCCCCAACCCGAAGAGUCCGAGACAUGAUCGACGCUCGGCGGGUCCCGCCACAGCAAUGCGUCAGAGACGGUGAUGGAGUCACGUUCGAGGAAUUUCGUUUGUUAUACUUGGGGACAACUUUCUGAGGCAAUGAAGGGAAAGCUAUAGGGGGUAUGCUCUAGACGUCAUCCACAAGGAUCGCUAGCGUCGUGGUCGCCAUUUUGGCAGUCGGCGCGCUCGCUCGUUGCCCGCGCUGUGUCCAGGAUCCGUACGGCAACUAGGAUGUCUAGUGACCUCUGGAAUAACCUCCGGCACGCCAGAGCACGUGCAGCUGGACGCGCGUACGAACGAACCUUCGAAAUGGCGCGGCGAUGGUGUUGCCCCCUUGCGGGUGAAGGCUGCACAAAGCGGAGCUACUGCGCAUGUGCGAAAAAGUUCGGCUCGCCUCACUUUUCGAAUGCCGGCCGUGUUCGAAUAAUAGCACUGCAUAGAAUUUGCUGCGUCUGCUUACACAUCUAUUUGUGAGUGUAAUUAGACACAAGCUUCUUCGGCGGGUCGUCGGAACAACUAGAGUGCGAUGAGCAUUCAUUUAAAGUCGAAGACGCCAUUUGGCUGAGGGGUCCCUAAAACAUGCGACGUUUUCAGGCGUGCAAAAACGCAAAAUGAUACUUCAUGAAGCAAAACGAAUAUUAAUAUCUCCUUGGUUCGUUCAUCGUCUCUUCAUAAACAGCUUUCGUAUAGAAAAUAAUGCUGUUUUUAUGGCUGUCGCGCGGGAAAUACACUCAUAUUUGGGACCAUAUUCUUCAGCGAUGCCACACGCCCACUUUGGUUCCGUAGCCUUCCCUUCAUAGAAAGUUGUCCCCGAGUAUAGAAAGUCAACUUUUGGUCAGACGUAAUGCGUCGCUCUACUUUCGAAAAUUGAGUCGCAGCGCAAUAGCAAUGCGAGCGUUCUUUGAUUUUCGCCGCUAUAUACGACGAACAGGCAAAAAUGGAAAUGCCACUUGUACAUAUAGGCCGAUGUGUGGCUUCGUUAGUAAAAAAAUAUGGUUCCUGUGAUUUGAAGCACACUUGAUCCACAUAUAGUAAGGUGUCUUUUUCAUGUCGCCCAUCGAAUGAUUCAUAUAGUCAAGGUAUUCCGUAUUUAUUAUAAACUGACCCUCCCAUUUUGAUCUCUCUCCCAGUACUGAGGCACAGCAAACAGGAAUCACGCAACGAAGCUAACCUCUUGGCAGUCAGGCUAGCGGCCCAUGAAAGCAAGCAUUCGGGCGAGUUGGCACACGAUGGGAAACUGAACCGAGCUACGUCUGACCCUCUGAGUAGAUUUUUACAGCGUUGUUGCACGCUAUAGUUUCCAGGGGAUCAGGUAGACCGAGCGCGUCUCGCCGCUGCGGUGGCGCGCCUGUCGCGGGGAUACAAGUCGCUUGUUAUGCACUGAGGGAAAAAAAGAAGGCGCGCUUGUAAACCUUCCAGGGUGUGUGACGGUCGCGCAGUGCAUUGCGUGCCCGGAUCGAGAUGACGUGGCAGAAAUUUUUUCGUUCUUUACGUUAUUACCGUCACGGAAAUAAAAAAUGAUGGCGUUGAUUUAACUACAAGAGCAGCUUAGGGCUGCAAGAUGUAAAAGCUUUUAUUGCGCUCAUCUGUUCCAUUGCGUUUGCGUGAAAUGUCUAUUUUUGUGCGUGUCUUUCUUCAACGCAUUCUUCAUGAGCCACCUGACUUUUUCUUCACUUCUGCCUGCUUCUUCAUGUAUAUGUACAAAAAAGAAAAGUAUAUCAAAGUGCAAUGAAGACUGAAUUGUGCAAAUAAUUUAUGUGAGCCGCGAGGCUAGUGAUAAAUAAGGAAGCACUGGAGUGCGUUGUUUUAUGUGAUACAUGUCGCGUUGUCUCGGCUUGUCCGAAGAGUGAUUAUAUGCUUUCUGCGAAAGUAGCGGCCUGAUUCACCAAUAAAAACAAAACAA
Molecule: messenger RNA, 2277 nt
Organism: Rhipicephalus microplus (southern cattle tick)
Lineage: Eukaryota; Metazoa; Arthropoda; Arachnida; Ixodida; Ixodidae
Product: cuticle protein 6
Cellular component (GO): chitin-based extracellular matrix
Molecular function (GO): structural constituent of chitin-based larval cuticle
Source: RefSeq, a predicted model, not a curated record